Messenger RNA from Peromyscus eremicus (cactus mouse), 1084 nucleotides. It is a transcript of the gene Ercc1, whose product is annotated as ERCC excision repair 1, endonuclease non-catalytic subunit. Gene Ontology annotation, biological process: nucleotide-excision repair; meiotic mismatch repair; mitotic recombination. The record is from RefSeq and is a predicted model, not a curated record. Bases 128 to 1021 code for a protein of 297 amino acids. The transcript is spliced from 10 exons. Gene Ontology annotation, molecular function: single-stranded DNA binding; damaged DNA binding. NCBI's taxonomy places the organism in Eukaryota, Metazoa, Chordata, Mammalia, Rodentia, Cricetidae. Gene Ontology annotation, cellular component: ERCC4-ERCC1 complex; nucleus; nucleotide-excision repair factor 1 complex.
ACGAGCGGCGGGCCAGAGAGGCCGGAAGUGAGGCCAGCCAGGGGUCGCGCUGGCCGCGUUGGCGGUGUGUCGCCUCUAUUCCCUUCGUGGUAUUUUCCUGUAGGCCUCGGGAAAGACCGGGCCCCAGAUGGACCCUGGGAAGGACGAGGGAAGUCUGCCGCAGCCCUCAGGGCCGCCCACCAGGAAGAAGUUUGUUAUCCCACUGGAGGAAGACGAGAUCCCUCCCGCAGGGGCCAAGCCCUUAUUCAGAUCUUCACGGAACCCCACCACGGCAACCUCAGCCCAGGCGGCCCCUCAGUCAUAUGCUGAGUAUGCCAUUGCCCAGCCUCCAGGAGGGGCUGGGGCCACAGGGCCCACAGGCUCUGAACCUGUGAAGGGAGAGAACCCCAGCCAGACCCUGAAAACAGGAGCGAAAUCCAGUAGCAUCCUUGUGAGCCCCCGGCAGAGGGGCAACCCUGUGUUGAAGUUCGUGCGCAACGUGCCCUGGGAAUUCAGCGAGGUGGUUCCUGACUAUGUGCUGGGCCAGAGCACCUGUGCCCUUUUCCUCAGCCUCCGCUACCACAACCUCCAUCCAGACUACAUCCAUGAACGGCUGCAGAGCCUGGGGAAGACCUUUGCCCUGCGUGUGCUGCUGGUCCAAGUGGAUGUGAAAGAUCCUCAGCAGGCCCUGAAGGAGCUGGCUAAGAUGUGCAUCUUAGCGGACUGUACCCUGGUCCUGGCCUGGAGUGCGGAGGAGGCAGGGCGGUACCUGGAGACCUACAAGGCUUAUGAGCAGAAACCCGCUGACCUCCUCAUGGAGAAGCUGGAGCAGAACUUCCUGUCCCGGGCCACCGAGUGUCUGACCACCGUGAAGUCAGUCAACAAGACCGACAGCCAGACCCUCCUGGCUACAUUUGGAUCCCUCGAACAGCUCUUCACUGCGUCACGGGAGGAUCUAGCCUUGUGCCCAGGUCUGGGCCCCCAGAAGGCCCGCAGGCUCUUUGACGUCCUACACGAACCCUUCCUCAAAGUGCCCCGAUGACCCACUGCCACCGAGGCUCCAGAGUCACAAUAAAGCGUUUUCCAGGCCCAGGCUCCUGCUGGA